GGGUGAGCGCGCUCUUUAUGACAGGUCGGAGAGAAGGAAAGAGAGAAGGGAGCGUGCGUUUAUCAAGAAGGGGGGGGGGACCCAGCUGCAAAAAAAAAAGAGAAACGCGUAACAAUGGCAGCAUCAAGCACCUUGUUGUAGAUGGUGGAGAAUAGCCGAAGGGGCGCCAUGAAUUAGGAAUCUGGGGUCUAAAAAACAUGACACUACUUUGAAACGUGGGAAUCGCAUGGAAAAAUGAAACGGUUAAAGUCCUUGUUUGUUUCGUGGAAUAUGAAGAAUGCCGUAAAAUAAAAAAAUGGAGUUGUAGGGGGGAGAAAAGAGCUCUGGCUCCAUCAUUUCAGAGGCGCGUCCACCUGCUGAUACUGGAAGUCCAGGCUGGGAAAAAAAAAACAUGGAGAAGUGGCUGCGUUGAGGAAAAAGACAAAUUUCCCAUUUUGUGAAAAGAGGAGGGGGGAGGGUGGGGGGAUCCGGGCGACAGGGAGAAAGAGCGCAGUUUGGGUGCAUUGAGAGGAUAUACAUUAAAUACCUCUCCCAUCUAAAUAUCCUGGACUUGUGGGGCCAAGUAGCAACCAUAGAAAAGACAUGGAGUAUGUGCAUUGCAGUGAGGGCUGAUUACUCCUAGACCUGGCUGUGCCAAUGGAUGUAUUGGUCAGUUAUCCACCAGGAGCAGGCACUACCAUGCUUAAGAGGAGCUCUUUUGAGAAAAAAGUUGUAGAAGGCUUUGAUUGGACAAAGGUAAUGAUGCAUGGAAGGAACAGAACCAGGCAAAAUUGAUGGAUGUUCUACAAGAUAACAACCUUGUUGCGCAGGUCGAACACCCGACACAGACUAAUGGGGUGAAUGAGAAUGGAUCUCAUGACCAGGGGAAUAAUCUGAAGCCGUAUGUUGCUGCAGAUGCUACAGUUAUAUUCCCAUCUCCGGCUACAGCAGCUAACGCACAGAAAGGAAGUCCAGACUGCCACAGAGCACUGCCGUCUUUGGCUUCAAAGGAACCCUGUGUCCUGAGUCCUCCCUCCCCGCUGAGACUCACCGAAGCGCCUGAGCACUCAGCAGAUGACUCCUCCACCCAUGCCAUCUCUCUCACUUCCUGUGUAACCAAGGGGGCAAGUCCCUGGUCCCUGCCUGAGGACUGUGACCGGACCCCCUUCACGAUCAUGGAACCGGGUGGCAUGUCAUCACUGACUGGAGACUGCCUGAUGCAGCAGAGCCGAACGUGCCUAGGCUGCUUCAUUGAAUCCAAAGACGGUGUGGACCCGGAGCCUGGUAUCAGCCUGAAAAUAGGCGAUGUGAACCGAGAAUAUGACUCAUGUUCUAUUUCAGACAUAGGAAUCCAAUGUAUGAGCACAGGGGAGAGUGCAAGGUAUGGAGAUGAGCUGCUUUCUGAUCAGCUGUUAAGCUUUCCCCUGCAUAAGUCUAGGACAGCAGACAAAAGGGACAUUGAGAAAUCUGACAGCGAUUCAGAAGACCCUACACAGAAAAACUAUUAUGAAGGAUUGCUUCUGGACAAAUGCAAUGGUGAGGAAGCCCUGUUGUCUAAUCCCAAUCAAGACUGGGGCUAUUUUGAGUCCUUUAUUAGUGAGAGCAAAAUGGAACUCCUUGACCUUUGCUCCAAAAAUGAACUGUCGGUGAACCUGUUUUCCGAGGAGGAUGUCGACAACUACAUGUUUGAUGACGAUGACUCCACCCUUAGCAGUGAUGUGUGUUCUUUAAAGAUCCGCUACGAGUCCUUCCAGGAUAAUGUGAGGGAAAAAACCAAUGCCCUCCAAGAGGAGACUCAGUUUAACUUUUUCCCAAGCGUCCUUGUGAACUGUACCAAAAAAGAGAAUGGGGCCAUUAAGAAGAAUAUGGACACUCUGCAGUUCAAAGCGGAUGAGAUUAGUCUUUGGGGGAACGAGGAGAAGGCAGAAUUGAAUAAACAUGGCAGCACUGCAGAUGGAAUGCAAUACAUGACCCCGAAAAGGAACUAUUUUUUCGACUCCAACAACUCAACUGAAGAUUCAGGAGAAUAUAGUGAUGAUAGCUCCUGUACCGGCUCUUCUUACGACACCUUUCGGGACACUAAAGAAUGCAACCGCUUUUUGUCCAGAGAAAAUUCCAGCUCCUCCAGCCAGCUAAAUUAUGGACUGAGAGCAAAAAGAAAGGUAAGGUACAGCGAGGACUAUCUGUAUGAUGUGGAUUCCAUUGAGAGUGAAAGGAAUGCAGAGAAACGCGAGAAGCAGCCCUUUGGCCCGAAAGAAGAAGACGAUGAUGACUGGUGUCCAAAGAAAAGGCGGAAGUCUUCCCGCAAAGAGCCUCCAGUGAUCAUUAAAUAUAUCAUCAUUAACAGGUUCAAGGGAGAGAAACACAUGUUGGUGAAGCUUGGUAAAAUUGAUCCCACUCACACAACAGUUAACUUAAAUGCUGACCUGCUGCACAAAUACGAAAAAAUGGCCCCUUUGAAGGGCUACUGGCAAAAAAAGCAACUUGACCGAAGGGAAACACGGAUGCAGGGUGACAUCAAACAUCACUUCCAUUUGAAUGGCUCAAGCCGUUCCUUUAGCGCAAGUCUCCCCAAAAGGAAAUAUAAGAUUGCAAACAGACUCAGGAUUCAAAGAAUUCAAACUGUGGAGCAAUCACCAAACAAGCAGGGCCCUUCUUCGUCUGAUCAGAAGCAGGAAGGCGGCACUAAAGACGACGCAGCCCUUGCAGGCAUGCCAUUAACAAUAGCAGCCCCCAACCGUGCAAACAGAUUAGACUCAAAUGACAUCACACAUGCUACCAUGGUACACAGCAGAUCACAAGAAAGGGAAGAUAAGGGAAUGGGAAGUAAAAUUGUUAGGAUAAGAAAAUUUAAAAGUGAAGCCAGACUGAAGAGCAAAAGAAUGAAAGCCAUGCAGGAGGAUUGCGAAAACAUAACAAACAUAUCAGGCAUUUGCCCAGUUUUAGAAAAUCAGGACUCUGUAGGCAGCAUGAAGGAUGCGACUAUUGACUCUGCUACAAACAGCCCCCAUUUAUCUGAAAACCACACCACUGACGGUGUUGAAAAAUCUACUUUUGUAUCAGCCACCUGCUCUCCUGACAAACCCGCACCAUCUGUGAACGUGUCUACAAGUGUACCAGUUGUCCCCGGAGGCUAUCUGCAGACAUUGCUAGAUGCAUCAGAUUCAUCAAGUAGCACUGGAAUCUCUUAUUUUUCUCCGCACCCCUCUGGGCAGUACUCCGUCGGUAUUUCCCAGGCUGACAAGCAGUUCACUUCCUUGCAGCUUGCACAGAGCUGUGUUCUUUCUCCUCCCUCUGAAUCUGAGCUACAACAGUCGCCCCAGAAUUGCACAAACCAGAUUGAGCCAAAUUUCACUCAUAUGUGGCAUGCGCAGCCUACUGCCAGCCAGCCACCAUUUGCAUCUGACAUUGCAGAAACCCCUAUAAUGGCUAGCAGCUUUUCUGGCCCAGUACCUAUGCCAAUGGCAGACAACUUGCCGGUCUCAGGAUACAGUCAGCUAAACUUGGACGGCAACAGACUACUGUAUCAGAAGAAUUAUUUGCAUGAGCAGGCCCUGCAGCCUGACACAGAUUAUCAACCGUGCCAGGUGCCAUGUGGAGAGGGACAUUUCCAGUUUCAGAGAGGCACUCUAAAUACGGAUAAUGGCAGACUCAUCAGUUUUGAUUCAGUGGGUUCGUUGUCAGCAGCUUCAAGUAAUUAUAGUUCUCUAAGUUUAAAGUCCUGUGAUAAGGAUGGAGAAGAUGAAAUGAAUGAUAACUUCUUAGCCCACUGUAGCCCAAAACUAGUGAUCCAGCAAAGUGUUGAUGAAAUCAUUCCCUUGAAGGAAUCAACAGACCUCCUGGAUAUCUCCAACUUCACUCCUGAUAAAUUCCGCCACUCUUCCUUGUCAGAGAUGUCACCACCUGACACACCGAAUUUGUCUCCGCAAGUAAUAGGACCAGAAAUCAAAUCUGUGGGAAAAACAAAGGAAUUCCAAGAUUCAAAUGAAGCUGUUUUAGGCAGCACACAGGAGAUGAAGUGGAACUGUAAUAUCAUUCAGCAGCAGGACCCUCACAGUGGUCCAUUUGUAGUCAACAGUCAUCAAUUCCAGUUCCACACAUUCAAUGACGAUGACACAGUGAGUCUGGUAGAGAAAACUCCCUCCCUGGAUACAUUCGACAAGCAGGUGAAUAAUAGUAGCAGUGGGCCAAAGGCUCCAAAGGCAAAAAAGAAAACAACUGCCAAGCAGAGUGCUGGUCAGAACGCUGGCCCAGACCAGAAGGGUACAAGGAAAGCAAAAACUCCAAAGGCCAGUAAAACAGAAAAGAGCAAAACCCCUAGGCAAAAUUCACGGUCCUCCAAAAAAGGGAAAAAUCCUUCAGAGAGUAAGAGUGGUAAAGGACAGGCAGGAGGUGCCAAACUGCCAGCAAAGUUUAGAAAUAACUUGAUUGCCUCAGCUCAGUCUCUGAAAGAUACUGUUGUGGUACAAAACACUUCAAGCAGCGUCACUGGGCUGUCUGGUGACUGGCCUUUAGUUAAAGAGGCGAAUGCCAGUUGGGCAGAAAGCACAAUGGCACAGAAUAGCAACCUCCUUGACGACGAUCAGCGUGAGUUUGAAGAGCCCUCCAACAUCCUGUCUAACAUUGCCUCCGGGAUGGCUGAGGUCCAGCGUUUCAUGAUGGCUUCGAUCGAGCCGCUGUGGGGCCCUGCAUCAGGGGUUUGCCAGCCUCCUGAAUCAAACAGCCUAAAACUGAAAACUCUCAAAAUACUGGCCGGAACACCGCCCGACUCCAAGAAGAAAGGAGGUGGCACUGGUUGCCUUGGCACUACAAAAAGCAGAAAGUCAGCCGCCAAGGGAGCCAGUAGUAAAAAUCAGGCAAAGUUAAAUUCAUCCCACAGUGCAUUCCCUCAAAUUGCUUUGGACUGUAAUGCAGGCCCUCCGAGGUGCUUGUUUGAUAAGGGUGGCCCUAACCUAAAUAAUCCAGGCACUAAUGGCCCAGCACACAAAAAGAUGUACCGUCAUAAAUCAAGUGCAAAGUUCCCAAGGGAUGAAAACAGUAAGGGGAAGCGAGGCGAGCGCGAACCGAAUAAGGACUUAUCAAUGAUGGCCUCUUUUGAAAAACUGAGAAUAUGGACGCCUUCCAUAUCUCAGACUGCCUUUUUCAGCCUGACUCGUGUUAUGCGGGAGAACUACAACUUCCUGUAGAGAAUCAUAUCACCCCUGUUGAUAUAUCUAAAGUCACCCUAGGAGUGUGGAUAAAUGGUCAUGCAUUUCUGCAGGGAGCCAGACGUCAGUUUUCUUAAAGCAAAAGCAAAAAGGGACUUUUUUGUAUUUAAUAUACAUUCAGUGACUUUUUCCUCUUUUUUUUGGAAUGGCAUUAUUUGUUAUUGUUUGUUGUCAAAAAUGCUUUUUUGGGGGGGCUUUAAUGAAAUGGACUCCCUCUUUCUUAACAAGCCUGGAAUACAUUUUAAAAUUGCUAUUAAAUUCUUUCCGAAUUGCAAUUUUUGUUAAUGCCAGUUGUACAGAAAACAUAUGCACUAUUUGCAAAAAAAAAACAGAAUUCAUGUGCCAAACUAUGAACAAGUGACUGUACAGACAAUUUUAUAUCUAUAUGAACAUUUCAUGUUUUGUUUUGGGACUCUUAAUGGAAAGAAAACAUUCCAGAGAUGCUAUAUUUUGGAACAAUUCCCCGUUGAAAAGCACCUGCAGCCAACAGUAGGACAAAACCACUCAUUUAACCAAAAUCAAAAGACAUUGUUUUUUAUUUUACAUUUGGCUGCCAAAUUCAACUUACCUCAACAUCACCCGGCAUUGUGAAGCUCAAUGUGAAGAAUCCUGUUGAAAGCUCUUAAAAAUAGUCCUCUAUACAGAAUGAUGGAGCAGGAUGAGUAUGAAAUGAUUCUUGCUGGAUGCUCCAGGACGUCUGUAAUGCAUCAGAGGCUGGCUUAAACUGAGACCGGGAAAAUCCAACAGCUGAUGCGGCAGGGACCUGUCUGCACUGCUGACCAUGGGCUGCUUUUCUUCUGACUCCUCCUGUAAACUGAAUGUACUUUUCCAAGGCGAACUUUUGUAACAUGUACCACUGUUGGGCUGCUGCUUCUUAAUGGUGCUAGAGAAAAGCACUUUUCCCAGAGACAAAAACAAAACACAUCAAAAACAAUACUCUCUGUGCCCUUUUUAAGAAUGUACAAUAUAAUGUCAUGUUAUGUUUGAUGUACUUACACCAUGGUUUUGACAUUAAUUGGGAUUACUUUUGCCUUUUUCGUUAAAAAAAUUGAGCUUUAUAAAUAUUGUCUAGAGUUGUUUCCAGAGGGAUUCCUAAUGAACUCUUGACAUCUUACAAAAUCUUGUAUAUUUUUCAGUGUGCCAAUUUGUAACAUAUUUUGUAAGUGUAUAUUUUUCUUAGAAAGUGCUGUGAAGUAUUUGUGAGUGUGCGUGUGGGAACCCUUUUUUGAGCCUCAAAGGGCCAGUAAAAGGAUGUAUAAUGACAAGUUUCUGGUUUUAAAAACCAAAAUACAAACGACAAAAAAAAAAAUCAAUACAAUUUUUGUUGGAAGUUUUGUAAUAAGACCGAUCUUGUGAGAGUGUAGUGCUAUCGUGUAAUAAAAAAAAGAAAAAGAAUGGAAAAAAAAACAAAUUUGUGAACUCUUUGCUGUUUUAUAGAUUUUCAUGUAAAUUAUUCUAGUAUUAUUUUGUUUUUGUUGUAAUCGUUGCAAAGGUUUUAAAUAUUUGUGAUCAAGCCUGUAUGGUGAUAAUGUAAUAUUGGUAACUUGCUGAGUUUUGUAAUAAUGUUUAUGGAAUAAAUAUAAAAAUAAAAAUGAGCUUUUGAACGCUG
Molecule: messenger RNA, 6795 nt
Organism: Lepisosteus oculatus (spotted gar)
Lineage: Eukaryota; Metazoa; Chordata; Actinopteri; Semionotiformes; Lepisosteidae
Source: RefSeq, a predicted model, not a curated record